Messenger RNA from Eptesicus fuscus (big brown bat), 3026 nucleotides. RefSeq names its product family with sequence similarity 107 member A (gene FAM107A). Bases 157 to 591 code for a protein of 144 amino acids. Gene Ontology annotation, cellular component: stress fiber; neuron projection; synapse. The transcript has 4 exons. The record is from RefSeq and is a predicted model, not a curated record. Gene Ontology annotation, biological process: regulation of actin cytoskeleton organization; actin filament polymerization; actin filament bundle assembly. Lineage: Eukaryota; Metazoa; Chordata; Mammalia; Chiroptera; Vespertilionidae.
UUGCUGGCACAUUUCGGCCGCCUGGCCUGUGAUCCCGGGGGUUUAAGAACCGCCCUUCGGAGGCGGCGGCCCUGUAGCUAGUCUGGGACUUCUAGGUGGAGCGAGGAGCCCAGCAACACCGUCUGAGUUCCCGUACGACGUGGGCAGAGAACCUCCAUGUACUCAGAGAUCCAGAGGGAACGGGCAGACAUCGGUGGCCUGAUGGCCCGGCCCGAGUACAGAGAGUGGAACCCAGAGCUCAUCAAGCCCAAGAAGCUGCUGAACCCCGUGAAGGCCUCGCGGAGCCAUCAGGAGCUGCACCGAGAGCUGCUCAUGAACCACAGAAGGGGCCUGGGUGUGGACAGCAAGCCGGAGCUGCAGCGCGUCCUGGAGCACCGCAGGCGGAACCAGAUCAUCAAGAAGAAGAAGGAGGAGCUGGAGGCCAAGCGGCUGCAGUGUCCCUUUGAGCAGGAGCUGCUGAGACGGCAGCAGAGGCUGAGCCAGCUGGAAAAACCACCGGAAAAGGAAGAGGACCAUGCCCCGGAAUUCAUUAAAGUCAGGGAAAACCUGCGGAGAAUCGCCACGCUGUCGAGUGAAGAGAGGGUGCUGUAGAGCCGGCUGGGGGAGCCCGGGCACCCCGCUGCCCUCCCCCGGCCCCCACACCCUCUCCGGCCCUUCUAUAUCUGGCAGCCCCGAGCCCCCAUGAUUUGGGACAUCGGCUAUGUUCAUGCUUGCUCCUGUAAACUGCAUUGUCCCAGAGGCCCUGCCUAUCCCUCCUCCGCCACCCCCCGCAAGAGCUGGGGGUCCUGAAGCUCACAGGAGCUUCCUUCUGAGCACUCACCCCUCCUGCUCCUAGAGGAAGCCAUUUGGGAGAACUCUCACCUCCCAGGGCACCUCCCAGCAGCCCUGCCGAGCCCUUCCUGGCAGAGUGGGGAGGAGGGACAGGGGCCUCCCUGGCCCAACAGCUCUCCAUUCUGCCCAGGCCCCCAGGGGACCCUGAGCCUCUGGGCAGCUCCACUCGCAGGUCUUGGAGAACUUCCCUGCCCGCGGUUUUACCUGCAGCCAGGAGUGAGGCAACUCGUCCGAGCAUCUCAGGACACCUGUCCUGAGAGCCAGCCAAGGGGAAGAGGUUCAAGUGCAGUUGUUCCUGGUGAGGAAGGGCGGGCAGCCCGCAGGUGGCUCCCAUCAUGGCAGGUGGGGAGGGCACUAACAAAGACAGCUUCUUAGAGUUUGCCAGCCUCCCCCACACCCCUCUCCUGGCCCCCUGGUCCAGGCCUCGAAACCACACCCAGCCAGGGCUGCAGCCUCCCUGCUCCCAGGAGUCUGCAACAGUGCUUCGCAGACGCCAUCCUGCCUACGACUCGCUGGGAUCUUGCUGAAUUACGGCGUCUGCGUCAGUAGCUCUGGGGUGGGGCUGAGAGUCUGCACUUCCAUCACGCUCUGGGGCCACACCAAGCAGCAAGGCUGGAGCGCCAGGGGUGCUCAACAUUGGAAACGUCACCCCGAAGCCAUCCUGCCCCCCAAGUCCCUCGGGCCUGUGCCCUGGGGUUCCCACCUUCCCCUGCAGCCCUCGGGGCUCUCUGUGGCCAGCCCACCCAGGGCCCCAGGCCCGAGAAGGCUUAAAGCCUAGCAGGUCGUGUCAGGUUUAUGACGGGUUCUCACCAGACAUCUCAGUCCAGAACUGCCAAUUGCAUUUCUACCGCACUGUUGUGGUGCAAUUCUAGCCAAAAAAGAGUGUGUGUUUUUUUUUUAUCUAAAGCCCAUGGAGAGCACAUACACAGUGGUUUCCAAUAGGUUUCUGGAAAUAUAAACGGUGAUUGCAGACCCCACUGCCACCCUCACAGUCUGGCCCCUGUGAGUCCCCGUUUUCAGCCUCUGAACCUGAGACCCACCCCCUUGGCUUCUGCGCAGCUCCAGGGACCUCACCCACUGCUUCCCCAAAGCCCUCUCACACAAGACCAAAGGGUUUCACCUUUUGCUCCCAUUUUUCAAGAUUUAAAGAAUAACCCAGGCCUGUUUCUUUCUCCCCUGAAGAGCAAACCCUGCCUCUGGCUUUGUAAGCCCACCACUUACGGUUCCCCGGGUGGUGCUGGGGAGCAUUUCUUCGCGCCCAGAGACAGCUGCCACGGCGAUGCCCUGGAUUCUUGGCAGCGGUGGGACCUGCAAGGGAGAGGCCAUCCCGGUCUCCCUCCUGACGGCGUACUCUGAGGGGGACCGAAAUGUGGAUAGCGACAGGCUGCGUGCGUGCAUACAUGGGUGUGUGCAUGCAUACAUGGGUGUGUGCGUGCACAUGGGUGCAUGUAUGGGUGUGUGCGUGCAUGGGUGUGUGUGUAUGCAAGUCCAGCUCUAAAAGGCUCUUGGAGUGACUGUCUUCGUGAGGAUGCGGUACCGCUGUUUUAAAUGUCUGCCAGGUGAGGUGAUGCUCAAGACCCACCCUCCCCCAUAAAGACCGCUGCUCCCCCAGAGAAGCCACCUCGGGGUCGAUGUGUUGUUCGGACGUGAAGAGAAGCAUGAGAGGGCGGCUAGCCUGGAAUCGGCCCCUUAGGGUUCCACUCAGGUGUUUCCAGGGGAGCUUCAGGGAGGCGGCCAGUCACGGAGACAAAAGCCCCCGAAGCAGAAGGGACCUCAAGUCCCACUGGUCCCGUGGAGCCACGGUGGACACCCCUGUCCACUCCCCAGUGGUCAGUCCCCACUCCUCUCUAGUCACCGCCCCCUGUGGAGAACCAUCGGAUUCUCCCUGUUCCAGCCUCCUCUGCAGCCUGGGGGGAGCCUGUGCCCAGGGAUGGGCAGUGGAAUGUGAGAGGAAGUCCACAGGAACUUCUGGGAAAGCUGAUGCUCUUCUGACAGAAGAGACGGACCUGGGUACCAGCUUCUUCCUGCCUUGACUGGGGAUGUGAUGCCUGGAGCCACAGCAGCCCUCGCGCUACAAAGAGAAAGAGGCCAAGAGCAUCUCAGACAUUGACCUCCUCAUCGUUAGACCAAGCCAACGCCUGCAACCUUCCUCCUGCAGAGCCCUUGUAAACAGAAAUAAAGCCCUCUUUGUUUAA